Messenger RNA from Effrenium voratum, 2022 nucleotides. Lineage: Eukaryota; Dinophyceae; Suessiales; Symbiodiniaceae. The record is from the annotation of a GenBank genome assembly.
AUGGCAGCGGAUGCCUUCGGCGGGCGCCUGGCGGCCUGCGGCCGCACCCAGUGGCGCGAAGCGCUGGAGAUCUUGACAGCCAUGCCCAGGCAGCGGCUCGAGAGCACGGUGAGCACCGUGAGCCAGAACAUGGCGAUGAGGGCGUGCCAGGCUGCAUGGAGGAGGACGCUGCUGCUCCUGCCUUCGGAUCCAGAUGUCGUUAGCUUCAACACGGCGCUGGCCGCCUUGCGCAGCGUCUCCUGGCACCUCGCGUGGCAGCUUUUGGAUAGCCAGGAGGAGCAGUCAGUGCAAGCGGACAUCGUGACGUAUAAUACCCUGGUCACGAGCUGCGACUCAGAAGGACUUCAGCUCUGGCGCCGCGGCGCGGAGGCGCUGCGGCUCUGCCGCCACGCGCGCCUGGAGCCAGACGGCAUUGGCUUCAACUCCCUCAUCAGCAGUUGCGUCAGAGGCCGGCGCUGGGCCCAUGCCUUCGCCAUAGCUGUUGCCACCCGCGCGGAUGCCUAUGGCCGGCGCAGCGCCGCCGGAGGCAGCCACUGGCGGCUGGCUCUUGCCAUUCUGGCGCCAGAGGAGCGGUCGGCUCGGCGCGCCGCGGUUUUGGCGUCCAGCGGCUGCUCCUGGGCUCAUGCGCUGCACUGGGCACGAGGUGUGCGCCGCAAUGUCAUCGUUUACAACUCGGCCAUGGCCGGCAGUCCCUGGCGCACCGCCCGACAGCUGCUGAGCCCGGGCUCCCACGUCAGCUUCGGCGCAGCCCUGGGCGCCUGUAAGCCGGGUGCCUGGCGCCCGGCGCUGGAACUCUUGGGCCGGAUGCUGGUUCUCAGAUUCGCCCCCAACCGAAUUUGUUGCAAUGCGGCCCUCGCCUGCGUAGGGCCAUCUGCCUGGUGGCAAUGCCUGCAGCUCCUGCGGCUGGGUGGCCAGCAGCUUGCAGACAGCAGCUUCAUCCUCGCGUCGAAUCUGCUGGCCGCGGGGCAGUGGCAUCGCGCUCACGGACUUCUGGGACGAAGGAAUUCCGUGGCCUGCGGCUUGGCACUCAGCGCCCUCGCGGUCGGCGACGCCUGGCAGUCGGCGGAGGCGUUGCUCAGGAGUGCCGUGCACUCGCGGCUCCGGGCGGACGUGGCCAUGCACAACUGCGCCGCAGCCCGGUGGCCGGCGGCGCUGGGUCUCCUGGGCCGGGUGCGGGACGCGGGCUUGGCGCCCAACGGCGCCACCAUGGCCCAGACGCUCCUGGCGCACGAGAAGGCGUCCUUGUGGCAGUUGGGCUGCCUCCUCGUCCCGGCGCCGCAGGACGUGGGUCUGCGGAAUGGGCUGCUGGCCGCCUGCGGCCGCGGCCACUGGUGGUGCCUCAGCUUGGAGCUGCUGGGCGGCUUCCGGAGGACGAGGCUGGUGGCGGACAGCAUCAGCUUCAACGCGACCAUCGACGUGUGCGAGAAGUGCAGCAGGUGGGCAGAGUCCCUGGAGCUUUUGGCCACAGCUCCGUCGCCGGACGAGCGCAGCUUCAAGGUGAGCCUCUCGGCCUGUGGUAGGGCGGAGGACUGGCGGAGGUCGCUGCGCCUCUUGGCGCGGAUGUCUUCCCGCGACAUGCUGCCAAGCGCCUGGGUCUUCGAGACCAGCGCGGACCUCUGCGAGAAGCUUUGGGCCAAGAGGCCCUUGCCCAGGCUGCUGGAGGACAUGAGCACUGCGGCGUGCGACGGACUUGGAAGCGAUCGAUCCCGGCGAAGCCGAGGACUCGGUCUUCUGAAGCAGACCGGGUGGGAGUGCAUGGGAGGCUAUGUGGCGGCCAACAUCUUGGCCCAACCGUUCUUGGUGCGUCGACGUAUGGCCAAGCUCCGGACGAAGGUGCGCUUCAUCCAGAAGAUCUAUCGGCGUUGGCUCAGUUUGCCGAAAAUGCGGCGCCUCAUCCACGUGCGCACCGUGGUGAUCCGGAAACAGAAGGCAACGCUGAUCCAGAACUAUUGGCGGCAGCACGCCGAGAGGAAUCUCGUCAAGAAGAUCCAGCAGGGCUCCGAGCCCUCCGCAGCGCCCUGA